Messenger RNA from Nothoprocta perdicaria, 738 nucleotides. RefSeq names its product ADP ribosylation factor 3 (gene ARF3). Gene Ontology annotation, biological process: intracellular protein transport; vesicle-mediated transport. Gene Ontology annotation, molecular function: GTPase activity; GTP binding. The transcript has 4 exons. The record is from RefSeq and is a predicted model, not a curated record. Bases 40 to 585 code for a protein of 181 amino acids. Gene Ontology annotation, cellular component: plasma membrane; cytoplasm. Lineage: Eukaryota; Metazoa; Chordata; Aves; Tinamiformes; Tinamidae.
CCAUAGGACUCGGCUUCGCCUCCGCUCGGAGCCGCCGCCAUGGGCAACAUCUUCGGGAACCUGUUGAAGAGCCUCAUUGGGAAGAAGGAGAUGCGGAUCCUCAUGGUGGGGCUGGACGCCGCCGGCAAGACCACCAUCCUCUACAAGCUCAAGCUGGGCGAGAUCGUCACCACUAUCCCCACCAUAGGCUUCAACGUGGAGACAGUGGAGUACAAGAACAUCAGCUUCACCGUGUGGGACGUGGGCGGGCAGGACAAGAUCCGGCCCCUCUGGCGGCAUUACUUCCAAAACACCCAGGGGCUGAUCUUCGUGGUGGACAGCAACGACCGGGAGCGGGUGAACGAGGCGCGCGAGGAGCUCAUGCGGAUGCUGGCGGAGGACGAGCUGCGGGACGCCGUGCUGCUCGUCUUCGCCAACAAGCAGGACCUGCCCAACGCCAUGAACGCGGCGGAGAUCACGGACAAGCUGGGGCUGCACUCCCUGCGCCACCGCAACUGGUACAUCCAGGCCACGUGCGCCACGAGCGGCGACGGCCUCUACGAGGGCCUCGACUGGCUCGCCAACCAGCUCAAGAACAAGAAGUGAGCGGCGACGGCCGCCCCCCCGCGCCCGGCCGCCCCCCCUGCCCGGUUCUGCCCCUCCUCCGGUUUUUUUUGGGGUUUUUUUUUCUCGCUUUUUUGGGGUGCCGGCGGCCUCGGGGCUUCGCCUCUUCCUUCAGGGGCCCCCCUGGAUCUCGUG